Molecule: messenger RNA, 2455 nt
Organism: Phalaenopsis equestris
Lineage: Eukaryota; Viridiplantae; Streptophyta; Magnoliopsida; Asparagales; Orchidaceae
Product: TPR repeat-containing thioredoxin TTL1-like
Exons: 7
Coding region: 365-2386 (673 amino acids)
Cellular component (GO): cytoplasm
Molecular function (GO): protein binding
Source: RefSeq, a predicted model, not a curated record
UGCAGGAAGCUACUGCGCUUAAAAAUGGCCACCUUCUUCCUCGGCCGAAAAACCACAGAGCAACUAAGAAAGUGGAAAAAUAAGAGCGGAGCGGAAGGAGUACAGCGUCAAGACUCCUCCUUUAACUGGUUUCUUCUCCUCAUCUUUCUUCACUCGUCUCUUCUUCUUUAUUCCACAGAAAAAUCCAAAUUCACAACCGUUGAUCCCCUGCUUUCUGCUCGCGAUCCGCGAGAUCCUCACCUCUUCAUCAUCUCUUCUCCCCUCAUCUCUAUUCCACCUCUUAAUGAUCUCCCCAGAUCUUUGAUUCCAUCUCGGGGCGACGCAGCAAGAGAUCUUUCUGCGAGCCUUCAAGCUGUUUGAGGAAAUGUCUCUGUACGGCGAGAACGGAAAAGCUCCGGCUGAGUUGGAUUCGAUGCAGGAGAGAUUGCGUUAUGCGCUAACUCUAGAAAGCAAUAAACCCGAUUGCAAUGACUUCCACACACACAGUACCACUUUAUCCCCUCUCCGUAUCCUGCCCAGUGCCAGCGCUAGCUCGAGCUCCUCUGAAUGUAUCGCUAAUGGCAUCGCUGGCCGGAGAACCCGCUCCGGCGAGCACAUGGUCGGCGUGGAGACCUCGAAGGCCGCCUUAGGUGCUAGAAGCACGAAACCUGGGCACCGUAGAUCCGGCUCUGAGCCGCUUAUCUACGCCGGUUUUAGAGGAGAAAGCAGCCCAGUGAGCUCGCCGGCGACCAAUGUGCUUCCCGCCGGGAACAUCUGCCCAUCGGGGAAGAUCGGGAGGUCCGGUAUAAUGAGCCGAAGCACGGCGGCAAGGAGCGAUGUGCUUGGUGAGGGGCCGAGGAAUUAUGGGCAUGGGAGCAUUGUGCGAGGAGGAAGCGGUGGCUGUGUUAGUGCGACGCUGGGCGGUGAGGCGGCAACGGGGAGUGGCUUGGAUCCGUUGACGAGGAGAGGGAUGGUGAGUACGGAUGCUGAGGAGGUGAGGAGAGCUGGGAAUGAAUUGUACAGAAGAGGGCGGUUUGAAGAGGCUUUGAGGCUCUAUGAUAGGGCGAUAGUGAUUUUCCCGGAGAGCGCUGCUUGCAAAAGUAACAGAGCGGCGGCUUUGAUUGGUUUAGGGAGGCUGGGCGAGGCUUUGAAAUGCUGUGAGGAGGCUGUGAAGCUGGAUCCUUCUUUUGCAAGAGCGCACCACAGGUUGGCCUCGCUUCAUAUCAGAUUUGGUCAGAUUGAGAGUGCUGGAAAACACCUUUUUUGGCCUGGGCUACAGCCAGAUAAUGUUGAGCUGCAGAAGUUACAGGCAGUGGAUAUCCAUAUGAGAAGAUGUGCAGAGGCUCGGAAAAUUGGGGAUUGGAAAAUUGCAUUAAAAGAGAGCAAUGCUGCUAUAGAAGCUGGAGCAGACUCUUUUUCUUUGCUUCUCACAGCAAAAGCAGAAGCCACCCUUAGGCUUCACCAACUUGAAGAGGCCGAAUCAACUAUUUCACAAGCAUUAAAGCUUGAGAUUUCUAUACCUCCCCCUUCUCAAGCCAAGUUCUUUGGUCUGCUUUCCAGUUCUUAUACCCACAUGGUUAAUGCACUAGUUGAAAUGGCUUUAGGAAGAUUUGAGAAUUCAGUUGCUUCUGCUGAGAAAGCUAGGCAGAUUGAUCCUGGAAAUUUUGAAACAACAAUGACUUUGAACAAGGUGAGAUCCGUUGCAAGAGCUCGUACCCGAGGGAACGAGCUCUUCAAUGCUGGAAAGUUUGAAGAAGCCUGCUUGGCUUAUGGGGAAGGACUUAAGCAUGAUCCCUCCAAUCCUAUUCUAUAUUGCAAUAGAGCAACGUGCAUGGCAAAUCUUGGGCUGUGGGAGAAUUCUGUUAAGGAUUGCAGCGAAGCCCUCAGGAUUUAUCCCAAUCAUACGAAGGCUCGUCUAAGACGUGCAGCCUCCAACGGUAAGCUUGAGCGCUGGGCUGAAUCGGUGAAAGAUUAUGAGGUUUUGAGGAGGGAGCUUCCAGGAGAUGGCGAUGUGGCAGAAGCUCUUCUCCAUGCACAAGUAUCGCUAAAAGCAUUACGUGGAAACGAUGUAUCUUAUUUGACAUAUGGAGGUGAAGUUGGGGUGAUUACUGGACUGGAACAGUUCAACAAUUCCGUAUAUUCCCAUGGUGUUUCAGUUGUGCAGUUCAUGGCUGCAAUAGACCAACACUGCAUCCAAAUAUCUCCAUUUAUUGACAUAAUGAGUAGAAGAUUUCCCUCAGUGAAGUUUCUCAAGGUGGACAUGAAUAAGAACCAAGCUGUUUUCAAGGCAGAGAAUGUGUUUACUGUUCCUAAUUUCAGAAUAUAUAAAAAUGGCGUUAUGGUGAAAGAGCUGAUCCGCCCUACCCAGCAGCUGUUGGAGCAAUCUGUGAGGCUUUACUGUCUGUAAGCUUCUGGUAUCAAUUCUUCAAUUUUUACAAAUAAAAUCCCAUGCCUCAAUUUUUCUCAUUUUUCUAUA